Messenger RNA from Cylindrotheca closterium, 909 nucleotides. Lineage: Eukaryota; Bacillariophyta; Bacillariophyceae; Bacillariales; Bacillariaceae. The record is from the annotation of a GenBank genome assembly.
AUGAAUCCCAACGAGAGCUUGAUAGCCGACCCAGCUGGAAUGAAAGCAAACAAGACUAUAUCUGGUAGCGAGAGCCCGAAUGAAAACUACGUUUCAGCUGUAGGCUCCUUUGAUGUAUUGCUUGGACGAGGGACUGGUCCCAGCACGAAUCAAGGAAAUGUCUACUUUCGAGAGACAGUUGAAGACUUGAAAGCUUCUUACAUUAAGACACCAAGCAGAAAAGAAAAGAAGCAGAUUGUACAUAAGAUUGUUCGAGACAUCAAGACCAAGAAAGGCCGUUUCUUGAACAAGGUUUGCAAGAGCAAGAUUCGGACUCUAGGGUUGAAUCAAGAUGCCCUUUACGAGGUUGUACCAGAUUCGGUCGCGCUUGAAAAGACCAAGCAAGCCAUUCGUUAUGUCCACUACAAAAAGGAACCUUCUUCUCGUGCCAAGAGAAGCAGCAGUGUUGAAAAGGAGAGAUGCUUCUCUUGCGGAGAUUCGCAAGCUUCUUCUUCCUCCACCACUGAUAUGGAUGAUCAAGCUCGAGCCCAUGGCCCUGCUCACGAGCCAAGUACUCAGCUCAAGAGCGAGUAUUCAACAUACACCAAUAAUGCUGCCGCUCCAUUGAUCCCGUGCACUCCACUCAUUGGGAUUCACCCAACCAUCUUGGCACUCUUUCAAGCGAGCAAUCCCGUUGCUUUUUCUAAUCUAGCCUUGCUGAGUGCGCUUUCAAACGGCGGGUUGAACCUUCACCCAACUGUUGCCUCACUAUUUUUGGCACAAACUGCGAACCAAGCCAGUCUAUCAUUUGCACGAGAAAUGGAAGCGGCCGCUAACCUUCGCAACCUUCCAAAGACUUUGUCUGGUCCACCAAUGGUGGCUCCCAACCCCUCCACUGCACCGUCCAAGAAGGUAUCCCCGUCCGCCUAA